AUGGCAUCAUAUACAUCACCCCCUCCUUCCAACCCAGGAUCGUGGAUUCCUCCUCCUCUCUCCCAACCCUCUGCCACAUAUUCACCCGCAAGGUCGUCUUCGCCCUACCAGCCUGCCCCUGAGCUGCGUCCGCGUCCAGGCCAACAACAACAACAGCAACAAUCGGAACAACAGCAGCAGCAGCAAGAACAAUACGCCCCUCCUCCCCCACCAUCUCAACAGCGCCUCAACACCCCAUCCUCAGCCUCUCUCGAGUCAGCUUCAUCAAUGUCCGCCCAAUCCAACACAUCGCCUCCUAUCGCGGCCUAUCCAGGCCAGCGCCCGCCUUCAUCCGGCUCCAAUCUGACACCAUCGCCCCUGGGCGCAAGUCCCCAGCGCACCACACCCCGCAAGAUGACCGCUGGUUCGUCUCCUCUUGCGGCAUCAUCGCCCUUGGCAACAGCGCACACCCGCCCAUCCAGGAUCAAGCCGAAGGCAGAUAUGCCAACCACCCUCCCACCUGAGUCCGUGUGUGAGUGCUUCAUCUGCCACUCGGUCUCGCCCUAUAGUCAGGAACCACCACCAGAGAUCCCAAUGAACCAACGUGCAGAGCUCUCACGUCUGGGCUCAACCUGCCCUUCCAUUCAUCUCUUUUGUCUUGCCUCGAGGCUACCCAUGUCGCUUCCUCUGGACACAACGCAAAAGUCACCGCUGACGAGAUCGAUUCUCGACUAUUUUUAUUCGACCUGGAUACCCGAUGACAACGAGAUGCGCGGCCCUCGAGUUCAAUGCCUCAACUUUAUACCCAUCCAUCCGAUCACUGCCUCCUGUUUUGACCGGUACCUUGAAGGCCAGAGCUGGAACAAGCGCGUCUGUAGGCCAUUGUGGCAUGCCGCCGACCUUCGAUGCAAGCUCGGAAUGGAGGGCAUGUAUCGUAACUGUAUGCAGGACAAGUGUGCAAGUUGCUUCAUCUUUAACGACGGCUACGAGGAUACCAUUGCAAAGAACAAGUACGUCUAUUUGUCACCCAACUCGUCGCAAGCCCAUAGCCAUCUAGCAUCGACGCGGUUGGCGCCUUCGGGAUCGAACGCCGACAUGAAUGCCGAUCCAAGCAACAAGGUCCAAUGCAUGAUCCUUACAUUCGCAGCCCUUGGUCGUUCUUACGACGUGCCGCCUAGCAGCAUGAAGAUGAAGCGGCCUCCCAAGGGCUCAGAUGUUGUCCAUCGACAGGUCGAGGUUUACCGAGGAGGCAGCGAGAGUGAAGCAGGAUCGACGACGCUCAGCGAGGAGUACGGAAUGUUUGCUGCUGAUGCCAUGGUUCCUUUGGCCAUGAUCCUGUACAAGGUUGUCUGA
This is a messenger RNA of Linnemannia hyalina, 1332 nucleotides long. The record is from the annotation of a GenBank genome assembly. Lineage: Eukaryota; Fungi; Mortierellomycota; Mortierellomycetes; Mortierellales; Mortierellaceae.